AUGGUUACAGUUGAAAAACGAUAUACAACAGUAUCUACCAGCCAGAAACGUCCAUCAAGACGUUAUGUUCUCGAAGAUCCAUAUAAAACAACUAGAACAAGUCGUAAACAAACAACGAUUGUUACUUCUAAUGGAGAACAACAGCGACAAAAUUCAUUAAGAUCUCGUUCAAACGAUUAUUUUAUUCUAAAUGGUCAAAAUGGCUAUGAUGAAUACGAUGUUGAACGUUCAUUUCAUAAUAUUGAGUCAACACCUGGUACACCGAUAAGAUAUAUUGAUGAAACAAAUAGAACAAAUCGUACACAAACAAUAGUUGUUGCUUCUAAUGAUGAACAACAGCGACAAAAUUUAUUAAAAUUUAAUUCAAAUGAUUAUUUUAUUCUUAAUGGUCAAAAUGGCUAUGAUGAAUACGAUGUUGAACGUUCAUUCUAUGAUAUUGAGUCAUCACCUGGUACACCGAUAAGAUAUUUUGAUAAUAAUAGUAUUGAACAAAUAUUAGAAAUGAAUGAAGGUGGGCGAACAUUAUCAUCGUCAAGAUCAUUACAAUCAUUGGUAUCACCUGAUAUGAGAUAUUAUCCAAUUAAUGUUGAUCCAAAUCCAGAAUUAAUCGUUCGAUCAAAUGGACAACGUGUAAAAUAUAGACAAGAUGUAAGCAUCAGAUAUUUAAGGCCGCCGACUCCUCCACCUCCAGGACCAAUUAUUAUUCGUGAGGUCUAUGCUCCAUCUCGUCCAGUAGCACCACCAGUUAUUUUAAGACAACGUCCACGACGUCCGAGAACACCUUCACCAAUUAUUAUUCGUGAACGUCCUCCUGAUCCUCCAGAACGCGUGCCAACAACAGUUAUACAGAAAGUUAUACCACAACUAACACCUUCUCCUCGCAAAUUAAUUAUUGAACGGUUACCUACUAUGCCAUCUAAACCUCCUCCUGUUAUAAUUGAACGUUGGCUACCAUAUAAUAAACAAAAACGUCAAGUUGUGUAUGAACGUGCUAAACCAUUAGAACCAGUGGAAAAUAUAAAAAAUACAAUUAUUGAAUGGAAAUCCCCUGAAGUUGAGUUAGUUAAACACGUCGAAGAACUUGGCGUACAAGAAGCUGAUCCUGUUCGUUAUUAUGAACAAUAUGGUGAUAAAUUAUAUACAACAGAAUUUAUAGAAAGAAAAUUUCAAGAAUUAGGUUUGCAAGAUGAAUUAUUGACUAUACAACAACAACAAGUCACAAUGACAAACGAUAAUGAAACAUAUGAUUUUCAAAAUAGUGAUGAAGAUAGCUUAAGACAAAUAUUAAGUGAAUAUAAUACAUCCUCAACUCACCAAUUAACAUCAUCAAGACAAGAUAGUAAUUUACUACGCCUGUUAAAUGAAAAAGAUAUUGAAACGUCAGAAAUUAAUAUUGAUCAAAUUGUUGAUGAUGAAGAAAGUUAUACUGAACGUCGUUCACCAAUAACAAAUCAUAAUAAUAAUCUAGUUAUAUAUGAAAUGACGGAAAAUACAAAUAGUGAUAGUGGUACAUUAACAAAUAUUAUUGAAAAUAAGACAACUGAUGAUCAUUCAUAUAGAUUAACAGAAGAAAAGAUAAAUCACAAUAAUGAACAUACUGGUAAAUUUUCAACAAUCCUAUGA
Didymodactylos carnosus is the source of this 1623-nucleotide messenger RNA. The record is from the annotation of a GenBank genome assembly. NCBI's taxonomy places the organism in Eukaryota, Metazoa, Rotifera, Eurotatoria, Philodinida, Philodinidae.